Penicillium cataractarum is the source of this 963-nucleotide messenger RNA. RefSeq lists its product as uncharacterized. The record is from RefSeq and is a predicted model, not a curated record. The transcript has 2 exons. NCBI's taxonomy places the organism in Eukaryota, Fungi, Ascomycota, Eurotiomycetes, Eurotiales, Aspergillaceae. Bases 1 to 963 code for a protein of 320 amino acids.
AUGCCUGCUCCUAUUGCAAAGGGGAUUAUCGUGACGGUAUCCGUCCUGGUGGCAGCUGGAGUUGCUGUUUAUCAGUCUCCACAGUUUCAACAGUGGGUGACCACCUCUCGACGUAAGAUCGCCCUGGCCUUGCACAACCUAGGCGAUGAGAUCCAACCUCGCGACUCGUCCUCGCUCGCUCGAGAAGAUAUAUCUAUGACAGAAGAAGUUGGAGAGGCUGCAGAAGAGCGCAGACGCAUUGCCAAGGCGGAGAUUAGGAGGCGGGCCACCCUCCUAGAAUCCCGCCGGAAGAGCAAAGACUCUCAGCAACACCUUGGCAGCUUCGACACUCUUGUAGACGUGGACGGAAACCUUCGCAGCUCGAGUAGCGACCUCGAACAGUUGGAUACUAAACCCACCGGUCGCUCUUCUGGGGUGGACACUGGUAGUUCGCAGCCUGUCCACCGAGGAGUGACGUCCAACGAGACCGAUAGCCCACGUAUCGAACCACGCCAGCUCCAUCUGGAUAUUCUGUCUGAGACGACGUCCAACCAUCCCUCAGAGUCAAUCAUACAAUUUACACCAACCUCCGAAGUGCCAUCUGAAUUGCUUUUUGAUCCGUUCGCUAACUCCCCCGUACGAGCACAGACACCCGUGUCUGUCUCAGCAUCCAGCCACACCGAGGGCAACGACCAGGUUUACUAUGCUCACCCCGAUUUGCAAUCCCCAUUUAACCAACCACAAGACUUGCUCACUGAGCUGGACGAGAUCAGACAGGACAAUCAGUUCCAGCAUCCUGUUUCGUCGGCACCAUCGAUUGCUGGAAGCUAUGGUCACAUUGAUGGUUUUAAUGAUUCGUCUUCUGAUGGAACUAUGAGUGACUUGGGUGGGCACUCGGUAGGAGGUAUCGCAACUCCCGCCAGCUGGUCUGAGGUGGGAAGUGUAGUUAGCAACGAUGAUGCUGGUCAUCAUCCGCUUCUGUAA